Cheilinus undulatus (humphead wrasse) is the source of this 330-nucleotide messenger RNA. Its product is annotated as malate dehydrogenase, cytoplasmic-like. Gene Ontology annotation, cellular component: cytosol; mitochondrion. NCBI's taxonomy places the organism in Eukaryota, Metazoa, Chordata, Actinopteri, Labriformes, Labridae. Gene Ontology annotation, molecular function: L-malate dehydrogenase (NAD+) activity. Bases 1 to 330 code for a protein of 109 amino acids. Gene Ontology annotation, biological process: oxaloacetate metabolic process; tricarboxylic acid cycle; malate metabolic process. The record is from RefSeq and is a predicted model, not a curated record. The transcript has 2 exons.
AUGGCAGAAUACCCCGACGUCCACCACGCCAAGGUCAACGUGAACGGCGCUGAGAUGAACGCCUACGACGCCGUGAAGAUCAAGGCGUGGCUCAGAGGGGACGUCAUAUCUACAGUGCUGCAGCGCGGCGCCGCCGUCAUCAAGGCCAGGGUGCUGUCCAGCGUCAUGUCUGCCGCCAAGGCCGUCUGUAACCACAUGAGGGACAUCUGGUUCAGCACCAACGAGGGCGAGUUCAUCUCCAUGGGCGUGUACGCUAAAGGAAACUCCUACGGCAUCCCAGUGGACCUCGUCUACUCCUUCCCCAUUCAGAUCAAGAAAAAGAUGAAUUAA